Messenger RNA from Microbotryum saponariae, 2100 nucleotides. The record is from the annotation of a GenBank genome assembly. NCBI's taxonomy places the organism in Eukaryota, Fungi, Basidiomycota, Microbotryomycetes, Microbotryales, Microbotryaceae.
AUGUCAGACACAGACGCAAACUUGACCCAAGCAUCGACCACGCCCUGCGUCGCCUUGGAAGCGUACAAGUCCGCACACGAGUCUGCCCUUGACCUUUGCUCAUCACCGGCAUCACCGGCAUCACCGACAUCACCCGCUCAGCACUCGGCGUCGUCGUCAGCGCCCACCUCGUCGUCGUCAGCUCCCCCCGCCGAGGCUGUACCGCUCACCAUCGACCACAUCGACUCCGCAUCCCCCAUCGAAGCAGGUUCAGCAAUGCCACAAGAUGAGCCAACACCCAACCCUGUGUCUCCGGAUGAUCAAGUCGAUCUCGUAGCGAUCCUAGACCGGAUCAAGCGUCGCCGUCAAGCCGAAGCCGAAGCUGAACUACACCGCGACGCAACGACCUAUCCACCCGAUGCAAGGACUGAAGAAAACAACGUCAACGUCGAAGUACCAGGACAAGCUGGCUCGGGGAUGGUCACGGAUGCAUUGCAAAUACGUUUGUCGCUUGCGGGGAGAGUCAUCGCCAGUCUGGCCCAGGGUCAGUCGACUCGGCAUGGCCAUUAGGUGUCGAAUGUCAAAACCUGACUUCAUGUUGUUGCAGGAAAAGCAGGUCGAGAUCGACUUAUUGUCACGACGGUCAUAGGAGUCGCACAGGCGAGUCCAUUCGGCUGUCAGAGAGGGCCGAAGCUGGCAUGUGGGGCCCGAAAAGCUGACGACGAUUCUCGGUCGACGUCGUUCAGAUCAUCGCGUGGAGCGUCGUACUGGCCAGGACAACGCACAGCACAUGCGUCAAGCCUCUACGACUCUACCUCAUUCUCAUCAUCAUCAAACUUGCAGUUCAAUUCCCAUGUAAGUGCUGACUCUCCAACGGUCAAUUCCGUCACGCUGAGCAGGUGCCCUUUUCCUCCACCACAGUCGCAUUCUACAGAGCCGUCACCCCACCAGUCCGCAUGUCCAGCGACUCGGAGCAAGUCAUCGCCCAACGCGAAGCCACCCGACUGGUCGGAUCACCCGCGCUCGAUCGUCGCGUCAAGCGGGUCAAGGAUCUCGUCUGGCUCUACUCGCUCGUCCUGUUCGUGAUCGGCAACGUCUGGGUUUUUGGCGCCUCCCAGUGUCGACCCACGGCGCCGAUGCUGUGGAAGGCGAGUGUUGCGGCGUUGAUCAUCAGCUACCUGAGCAUGUUUGAGGCGUUUGCGGUCAUCCUCGUCGUGAUGCUGUACCUCCCCUUUGCACUGGUGAGCACACAUCCGAGAUGCUUGCUUAGAUGCUGGGCUGACCGUGCCCCCUCCCCCAAACCCCCGUCAUCCGCAGUACAACCUCGGAAGCUAUAUGGCACCUGCUCAGAACGAAAUUGGGCCCAUAUCCAAGAAGGAGAUCGCAAAAUUACCCAAGCGCAUCUUCAUGUGAGCUCCGUUGGGGUUAUCCCUCGCUCAACCCUCGGUGCUAAUCCUCUCCUCUCCACCGAUCCAGUGGGACGAAAUCCGAAGCUACCACUGCUGCGCCGUCGGAAGCAGCAGCAGCUUGCGAAGGCGAAGCGACAACAUCGGGACACCCGCCGCUUCCUCCACCCAUUCAAACCAACCUUCCACCAAACACCAAGGUCGACUCUUCUGUGCCGCCCUCGCCGGCUCCUUCGAAGCAAGGUCGGCCCCGUCGCUUGCAUCUACUGUGGCGUUCGGCUCGCAAGAGGACCCUUCCCCAAGGACCUUCAACAUCCGACGCGACCUCUUCCGACUUUGUCGACCUUCCUGUUCCUGGAAUUCUUGUCGAACCAUCUCAAUCAGCUUGUUCAAUCUGUUUGGGCGAGUACGAGCUACCGCCUGCGAGAGGGGAGUCGAUCGCGGAUUGGGAGCCCGAGUUGUUGCAUCUGUUGCCUUGCGGUCAUUGCUUCCAUGUUUAUUGCACCGAGACUUGGCUGGCAACUUCUGGAAGGGUGAGUCAUCCGAGUAAAACUGGACAGAACCUUGGGUUCAAGAGUGAUAAGCUGAUUCAGUCCGAAAACCCUCGCAGUGUCCCGUCUGUUCGACUCCUGUCUCGGAAGAAGGGCGGCGCAAGCGAGAAGAGAGCCAGCGACGGGCCCAGGAAGAUCACUUAGGGAGGGCGGCAGAAGCUUGA